Messenger RNA from Eurytemora carolleeae, 3402 nucleotides. Its product is annotated as myosin heavy chain, fast skeletal muscle. Lineage: Eukaryota; Metazoa; Arthropoda; Copepoda; Calanoida; Temoridae. The record is from RefSeq and is a predicted model, not a curated record. The coding region runs from base 1 to 3402 and encodes 1133 amino acids. The transcript has 23 exons.
AUGGCUGGGGAAAGUGUGGUUAAAGUAUUAAACCUUGAGGCAUCUUUAACUCAUUUCAAAACAUGUCUACAGGUCAGUCCAGGUCUACAGGAGGUCGAGGCUGAAAACCUCGAAUUAAAAGAUCAACUGACAACACUAUUAGAAUCUCAGACUUCCAAAUCAUCAGGUAUUGGAUCUGAUCUAAGUGACUCUGAUCUGGACCCACUCUACGGGUUUAAUACUUCAAGAAGUAAUUCACCUGAGAAAACUACACAAAGAAGCAUACAUACAGUCACAGAAAGUAGCCUCAUACACCCUGAAGACCAGAUAAGCCCUGGGACCCAAACCCAAAAUACAUUUGAUCCGGACACAGUUAAUCCUGAUAGAGUUAAUCCUGAUAUGGAAAUUAAAUCUGUUUGCGAGAUGUUUACCCAAACCUGUACUCAGGAAUACGAGUUGCAGAUUAACAAUCUAACCAAGGAGAUACAGAAGUUGUCUGAGUUCAAGCACUUGGUUGAAAACAGAGGAAUUCAGGGAAUACAAGGCUCUCCCGUCCUUCAUACGGUUCUAGAAUCCAAAAGUCCAGUGUUAACAGACAAUGUUGUUAAUCAAAAUUGGAUGGAAAUAAUGGACGAGAGCGAAGAAAACGAAAGUUUACUAAAUGAAUUUGAUUUAGAAACGUCUAUAAGAGUGAAGGGUGAAUACUUGAAUGAACUAAAAAAUGGAUUGAGGACAAUGAGGAUGGAAGUUAUCAGGGUGAAGAAGGAAAAGGAGAGGAUGGAGAAUGAAAUGGAGAACAUGAAGAAGGAGAAGGAGAUGAUGGAAGAGGAGCUGGAGAAGAUGGUGGAGGAGAGGGAGGAGAAGGAGGAUGAGUUUGAGAGGAUUAAGGAGGAGAAGGAUGAACUCGAAGAACUGGAAAAUGAUUCAAGAUUAAGAUCUCAGCAGUUAGAGACUGAAGUUGAGAGACUGGAAAAGAAUUUAAAGAUUGUAAAUGAAGAAGUGAUCGUUGAAAGAAAAGCAUUAAAACAUUUACGAGGUGUUUAUCAUCAACUUAAGGAAAAAGAGACAGAAUUCUGUGGGGAAAUUGAAUAUUUGGAAUCACUGCUUCAGCAAUAUGAAACAAAACUAGCAGGGAUGGAGGAGCGUGAUACCAAGCUGAGAAGCGCUCUUUAUUCUCUUGUGACAGGUGUCACUAUCUGGAGUUAUUAUCAUCAUCAUGCAUUCUGCUUAUACAAGAAAGCGGGACUUCCAUACCACCACCAGCAAUCCUCAUCCUCAGUUUCUUCAAGCUUUAACCUACCCUUGGAGUAUACAACGUUUACAGAGACUCCUUGUAGUUCCACAGAGUGUAAAGGAACCCUGGAACAUGGUUCAGAUCUAGAUAGUUUACUGGCGGAGAAUCAAGAGCUCCGGGUAACCCUCGAGACUUUACUAAAGGAGAAGCAUGAUCUGGUUUCCUAUGGGCUGGAUCAAGAGGAGAGAAUUGGAACCUUACAAGAUAAGCUUGAGAAACUUGACCAGGAUAGAAACCUUACCCUUGAGAAACUAAACCUCAACCUCAACCUGAUCAGGACGGAGAAGGAUUCCGUAGAGGAGAAGUUAGAAAACCAUACUCGGAGAAUAUCAGGGUUAGAGUCUAGUCUUCAAAUACUCACACAAGAGAGAGAUGAUCUAUAUUUAGUCCUUUCAGAUCUGAACGAGGAUAAAAGGGAUGAUAUUGCAGAAAUGAAUUUAGUUUCUAAACUCAAUAAUGUGGUGGAGAACUAUAAACGGCAAACCCUGGAGUUGGAACAGUAUCAGAAUAAGGAAAGCGCUUUCCGUGAGACUCUUGCUGAAGCAGAUAUAUUCAUGGUGAACCUGGAGAACAAAUACAAGGAAAAUAUCAACAACAAGGACCAGGAAAUCAUCAUGCUUAAUCAUAAUCUUCAUCAGUAUAGAGAACGGUUUGAGCGGUGGAAUGCUAAUAAGCUGUCUGGAGAGGAGAAUGAACUAGCUGACACGGUCAGCCUUGAAAACCUGUUCAGAGCAGAACAAACUGAAAUGCAACUCAGAAAGAAGGUGUUCAACCUGGAGCAGAGUGAGCAGGAACUGACCGGUCGUCUUCUGAAGCAGGAGAAGGAGGUUGUGCUCCUGAAAGGUGAGAUGAAGGAGCAGGAGGAGAUGUUGAAUCACCUGGAGGAGAUCAGGAGGGAGAACCAGGCGCUCAGGGACCAGCUUAUCAAGAAAAAGGAAUUGGAGUUUAAAAAUCAGGAGUUAAGUCAAUCUUUGGAGUUCCUGGAAGGACGAGUAGAAGAACUGGAACAAAUAGAAUCCAAUCUUAGGAUGGGUUUACAGGAGAAGGAACUGGUUGUUCUAAAUCGUGAGAGAAAACUUCAUGAUCUUGAAUCAAGAUUAGAGGAUGAAAGACAUUUACAUGAUCAUUAUAAAAACAGGUAUGAGGAUGGAUAUGAUCAGAUGAAGGAUGAUGAUACUAGCUUGAGAUUGGUGGCCGAGAACCUAAAGCUGGAGAUAUCAACGCUAAACCAAGAGUUGAUUAAUAAACAGGCAGAAUUCUCUAGUUCAGAGACAUCUUUAAGAAACGAGGUUCAUAAAAGUCGUCAACAGCUUCAACUCUGUAAUGAGCAGCUAAAUGAACUGGAUUGUAUGAACCAGCAGCUUCGGAGCAGCUUAUCCCAGUUGGAGCAACAGCUUCUUGACAAAUCAGGAGCUGAUGAAUUGAAGCUUCAAGCUUCAGAAGAAAGCUGUUUAUUGCUUACAGAAAAGGUUAAAGAGAAAGAAGAAACGAUUUCUAGGUUAAAAGCUCAACGUGAACUCUGGGUAGGACGAGCAGAUUUCCAGGAGCUGGAUCUGCUAAGUGAAGGAGAGCUUGGAUUAGUUCAUCUAGAAAAUCUGAUUAAACAAAUCAAGAUUAGGAUAGAAACUUGUAGAUCCUGCUCUUCUACCUUGGGACCUUAUAUCAUGGAGAUUGGUUCUCAACUUACCAUCCUUUCCUCAAUAAUUUCUGGGGAGGAGGGUAGACUAGGGAGGUACUCUUUAGAUAGGGAGCUGGGAGCUUCAGGGAGCUGCUCUUUAGAUAGGGAGCUUGGAGCUUCAGGGAGCUGCUCUUUAAACAAGGAGCUACGAGCAAUAGAGAGCCAGCAAAUUUGGAAUGAGAGGAUAAAUGAAGCUACGAAAAUGAAUAGCGAAGAAUUGGGAAGAUGUGAAAGUGAAGAACUUUUAAUAAACUUUGAUGAAAGAGAAAGAGAGGAGGAUUAUAAAGAACUAAAUGAUAACAAUGAGAACGUUGAUAAGUCAAGUGAUCUUCAGAGCAAUGAUCCUCAUGAAUAUGAUGAAAGAAUUGAUCAAAAUGAUCAUGAAAAUGAGGAUGAAUCAUUUAAUGAUAUCGAGAAUGAACCCUACCCUCAUUUACUAUCAAGACUUUAA